Messenger RNA from Strongylus vulgaris, 489 nucleotides. The record is from the annotation of a GenBank genome assembly. Lineage: Eukaryota; Metazoa; Nematoda; Chromadorea; Rhabditida; Strongylidae.
GGCGCUAAAUCCGUACGAGCUCUUGAAAUCCUUCCCAAGCCUGCAGCCACGCGAAAGCCUGAGAACCCGUGGCCGGAAUGGCCUGUGAUAUUCCGUAUAGACUAUGGACACGAAGAAGUUCGAUCAAAGACUGGUCAGGACCCUAGAAUGUACUCGGUUUCAACUAAGGAAUUUACUACUACCGUGAACGCCGCUGGCGUAAAAGUUUUGACCGGCCUGAAGGUUGUGGAAGUUGAAUGGGAGAAGGAUGACAAGGGUGCAUGGAAGCUGAUUGAAAAGGCUGAUACUUUGCAAGUUAUUGAAUGCGAUUUAUGCAUUCUUGCAAUGGGAUUCGUUGGUCCUGAAAAGACCGUCAUUGAACAGCUUGGUUUGAAAAUGGAUCCAAGAUCUAAUAUUCUUACUCCCAAAGAAAAGUACAACUCAGAAGUGGCGAAGGUAACAGUUGUGACCGGGCCUAAUUCUGUCUAUCAGGGCUCAUUUAUGUUGUAG